Molecule: messenger RNA, 1338 nt
Organism: Populus euphratica (Euphrates poplar)
Lineage: Eukaryota; Viridiplantae; Streptophyta; Magnoliopsida; Malpighiales; Salicaceae
Product: COBRA-like protein 2
Exons: 6
Coding region: 1-1338 (445 amino acids)
Biological process (GO): cellulose microfibril organization; plant-type cell wall cellulose biosynthetic process
Cellular component (GO): plasma membrane
Source: RefSeq, a predicted model, not a curated record
AUGAACCAUUUGAUGUUACAGACCGAUGGAACGACACAGCUUCGAACUGCUGUUUCUGGUUGUCAACACAGUGUUUUUUUAGAUUGUUAUGACCCUUUGGAUCCCAAUGGAAACAUUACAGUUACUUUCGAUAUCCAUGAUUGGAGAAGUGAUGGAUAUGCGGCAAGGGUAACUAUACAAAAUUUCUAUCAGUAUCGCCAUGUUGAUAGACCAGGUUGGAAUAUAGGGUGGUUAUGGACCAAAGAGGAGAUCAUCUGGUCAAUGUUUGGUGCAUUUGCCACUAAGCAAGGGGAUUGCUCAUCAGUGAAGUACCGAGGCGCUCACUCUUGCAUGCCAAACCCUGUCAUUGUUGAUCUCAUGCCAGACGCUCCACCAGUGAACAUGUCCGAGAAUUGCUGCCGUGGUGGCCUUAUUUCUGCCCGGGCCAUUGAUCCUCUGAGGUCAUUCUCCUCCUUUGAAAUGACAGUUGUCAACUUGGAUGGGAAUUCUACUGUCUAUCCACCUGCAAAUCUUACAUUAUGGGCACCAGGUCCUGGUUACACUUGUGGUCCGGUAGUGGAGACGACACCCACAGUCUCUUCAGAUUUUGGGGGUAGAAGACAAGUUCAGGUUUACAAAACAUGGAAAUCAACAUGCACUUACUCAACUUUUUUGGCUAACAAAACACCUGGUUGUUGUGUCUCGCUUUCGACAUUCUAUAACCCUCAGGUCACAGCAUGCCCUGACUGCAGCUGUGGAUGCAGAGAUGCAGACAAAAGUACUGUUUCAUGCGUAAGUGAAGUUGAUUCCUUCCCAUUAUCAGAUGUGGAGAAGGCAGACAUAGUGCAAUGCACUGAUCAUAUGUGCCCAGUCAGAGUUCAUUGGCAUGUGAAGAACAAUUAUAUGGACCACUGGAGAGUGAAAAUGACAAUCUCUAACUACAACUACAAGAAAAAUUACUUAGACUGGAAUGUGUUGGUACAGCAUCCUGGUUUCAAGCAGAAUUCAACUACAUUUAGUUUCAACAGCACGCUGCUCCCCGCUGCUGGGUUUGCAGAUGAGGUUGCCCUGUUCUGGGGUUUGCAGGCUUACAAUAAUGAACUCCCGCAAGCUGAUCAGCGGCAACUGGGCUCGGUAUCGACAGAGAUACUCUUCGAAAAAGACUCAGGCAUGUUCACAUUAAGAAAUGGAUGGGCCUUACCUCGAAGAAUAUAUUUCAGCGGCGAGGAGUGCGCAAUGCCACUUCCAGACACUUUCCCAGCGCUACCAAACGGUAGCUCCUGCACAAAGACCCCUCGUUAUCUUUUCCUCCUACUCCUAACCUAUUUGACUUUCAAAUCACUAGCUAGUUUUCUUUGA